Molecule: messenger RNA, 2298 nt
Organism: Vicia faba (fava bean)
Lineage: Eukaryota; Viridiplantae; Streptophyta; Magnoliopsida; Fabales; Fabaceae
Source: the annotation of a GenBank genome assembly
AUGAAGGUUGAAAUUCAAAAUAUGAAAAAUAAUAAUCUGAUUCAUGGUGGAAUUGGUGAGGGUAGUAAUAAAAUACUGUAUAUAGUUGUUAUUGACGAUGCUGAGAAGAAACAGAAAGACAAAGGAAAAGAAUCGUUUUGCUACACGCGUUCCGUUUUGCAGAGUACUCUGCAACUUAUGGGAUGCAAAGCGCGACACGCAUUCAAGAUUAGCAAAACAGUUUUUGAACGCACAAAGAGCGAGAGUUCUACCGAUAUUUUGCAGCCUGAUGCAGCAGUUUCGUCAGGUCUUGACGCACCCAAGGGAAAUUUUGUGAAAAAAGAAGGCUGCAAUGCUGGUGUUUGCCUUGGUAAAGUAGACUUAGGAAGCAAAUCAUUUUUGGGGAAAGAUAAUAGAAGUAAGAGUAUACCAUUUGAGUUGUACAAAAGACGGACAUCUGUGUUUGUUCGGAGAGAAACAUUUCUAGAUAUUGCAUGUGAUGCUUUGGCCGAGUACAAAUACGUGGGUCCUAACCAUAGAGCAGACUUGGUUCUAGCCUGCAGACUCCGCGAGAGGAAGGAAUCCGUGACAGUGCUGUUGUGUGGCACUAGUGGAUGUGGCAAAUCUACGCUGUCUGCAUUACUGGGUAGCAGAUUGGGAAUCACAACAGUUGUAUCAACCGAUUCUAUUAGGCACAUGAUGCGAAGCUUUGCUAAUGAGAAGGAAAACCCUUUGUUGUGGGCUUCUACCUACCAUGCAGGCGAAUGUUUGGAUCCUGUUGCUGUUGCAAAAGCAAGGGCCAAAAGGAAAGCAAAAAAGAUGAAAGGUGUCUCGGAGUCACUUACCAAGGAUGAAGUGAUUGACAGUGACAAUUCUGUCAAAUCUGACUUACGAACGUCCGAGAUGAGCUCUAGUGCAACUGAGCUUCCAAGUCCUAAAGAAAUGGCUGUCGAAGGAUAUAAGGCGCAGAGUGAGAUGGUGAUAGACAGUCUUGAUAGGCUAAUCACUUCCUGGGAAGAACGAAAAGAGUCUGUUGUUGUCGAGGGUGUUCAUCUGAGCCUCAACUUUGUCAUGGGACUCAUGAAAAAACACCCAUCGAUCAUACCAUUCAUGGUAUACAUUACAAACGAGGAGAAACACUUGGAAAGAUUUGCUGUGCGUGCGAAGUAUAUGACACUGGACCCAGCUAAAAACAAGUAUGUGAAGUAUAUCCGAAACAUCAGAACAAUCCAGGAUUAUCUCUGUAAGCGUGCUGAAAAGCAUUUAGUUCCCAAAAUAAACAAUACAAAUGUUGACAAGAGUGUUGCAGCCAUUCAUGCAACUGUCUUCAGCUGUCUUCGAAGGCGUGAAGUUGGGGAUCAACUAUACGAUCCUGUUAGGAAUACCGUAACAGUUGUUGAUGAGGAAUACAGAAAUCAAUGUGCAGCCAACUCUUUGAGUUCAAAAGGAAUGUUUCAAUUGAUUCAAAGAAAAGGUUCUUCAAGAGAUCUGAUGGCUUUAGUUAAUACAGAUGGGUCUGUCGCAAAGGCUUGGCCUGUUAAUUCAGUCGAUAGUAAUGGGAAGCCCGUAUGGGGUCCAGGACCAGAAAAUGGAAUGGGACAUCCAAUGUAUGGUCCCUUACGAAUUGGUAAGGCGGAGCCAGUAAAUCUUCAAUUUGGUUUUUAUGGAAUCAGUGCUUGGCCUAGCGAUGGUGGCACUAGUCAUGCAGGAAGUAUUGAUGAUUCAAAAGCUGAUGGGACCGAUACUGGAAGUAGAUAUCCAUCCUCUACCUGUAGCUCACCUAGGAUGUCAGAUUGCCCGGCCAAGGAGCUUAAGGAACACUACUCGGUGCAUGGUAGUGAUGAAGAGAAUGACGACCAGCCAGAUGUGGGCAGUGAUGAGGAUUUCAGUGACGACGGUGACGGUGACAAUAAUGUUGAUGAGGUUGGAUCUGUUGAUGAGGAAUCAACAAAGUCUGAUGAAGAGUACGACGAUCUUGCAAUGCAAGAUGUGUUGGAAAAUGGUUAUUGGUCCGAUGAUGAUUAUGAGUUUACGAGUAAACUUGCUUCCGCGGAGCUUGCAAUUAAAAUCCAUGGAAAUAAGUACAAGCAAAACAUGGAUCACUUUCUCAGAACUAGAAGUGAACCAGUGCCAAUAGAAGUGGCAUCUCAAGAGCCUCUAUGCUCUUAUUCUUCUCUACUUGCUGAAAAAAGUGAGAAGAAAUUCUCAUCAAAUGGUAAUGCCAAAUUAAGAAAACGUUCUCUUAGUAUUCCUGCAAUAAGAAAACAUAGUUCAGCUAUCAAUGAUCCAAUCCUCUCAGGUGCUCCUCAAAGGUUGUAG